Molecule: messenger RNA, 5244 nt
Organism: Limanda limanda (common dab)
Lineage: Eukaryota; Metazoa; Chordata; Actinopteri; Pleuronectiformes; Pleuronectidae
Gene: fcho2
Product: FCH and mu domain containing endocytic adaptor 2
Exons: 27
Coding region: 135-2660 (841 amino acids)
Biological process (GO): clathrin coat assembly; synaptic vesicle endocytosis; clathrin-dependent endocytosis
Cellular component (GO): plasma membrane; cytoplasm; clathrin-coated vesicle
Source: RefSeq, a predicted model, not a curated record
AAGAAAGGGGAGAGAGGAGGAAAACGGGGACAGGCAGAUCCGAGAGAACCGGGGGGAGGACGGCGGAUGAUUUACGCCCUCAACGUUGCACUAGAAGCGGGCAAACGGCGGCGGCGAAGAGGAGCAAAAACAAGAUGAUAACGCCCUACUUCCUGGAGAGUUUCUGGGGGGAAAAGAACAAUGGCUUUGACGUGCUCUACCAUAACAUGAAGCAUGGCCAAAUCUCCUCCAAGGAGCUGACAGACUUCAUCAGAGAAAGGAGUACUAUUGAAGAGGCCUACGCCAGAUCAAUGACCAAACUUGCCAAGUCAGCUGGCAACUUUUCUCAGCUUGGGACAUUUGCUCCAGUGUGGGACGUGUUCAAGAGCUCGACAGAGAAGCUGGUCAGCUGCCACAUGGAGCUCGUGAGGAAACUGCAGGAACUUAUAAAAGAGGUUCAGAAGUACGUGGAGGAGCAGGCCAAAGCACAAAAAAAGACAAAAGAAGAGGUGGCGUCUACCCUGGAUGCCGUCCAGAACAUCCAGACCAUAUCUCAGGCUCUGCAGAAGUCCAAGGAGAUCUACAACGCCAAAACCGUGGAGCAGGAGCGCCUCCGCAAAGAGGGGGCCACCCAGAGAGAUGUGGACAAGGCUGGAGUGAAAGCCAAAAAAGCCACAGAAACCUACAAAGCAUAUGUGGAGAAGUAUGCCACAGCCAAGUCAGAAUUUGAACAGAAGAUGACCGAAACUGCACAGAAAUUCCAAGACAUUGAAGAAAACCACAUUCUCCACAUGAAGGAGAUCAUUCAGUCAUACUCGCAGUCAGUCAACGAGACCCACAUUCAAAUAGCAGAGCUCCACCACGAGUUUGUGAGGAACGUUGAAAACACCUCGGUGGAGAGCUUGAUACAGAAGCUGUCCGAGAGCAAAGGAACGGGAAAGGAGAGACCAGGGUCCAUUGAGUUUGAGGAGUGCAAUACAGCUAUCGCAACUGAAGGUGCUAAACCCAGGAAGCGAAAACCAUUCGGCAUCCCAGGUCGUAGUAAGAAAGACAAGGACACAGACUCCACGGAGUCUACAGAAGUUGAAGCUGCUAACACUGCCAAUGGCGCUCCCCCCGGAUACUAUGGGGCCAUAGACAUCCAGAAUGCUAAUGUCCCCCAGGUUGAUGCGGAGGGCUUCUGUAUCCGACCAGAAGGAAAUGAAAACGAUGCCAAAGAGAAUUCCUUCUAUUCGUCCAGCGACUCCGAGGACGAGGACGAACCCAGGAAGUUCCACGUCGAGAUCAAGCCCGUUCAGCCAAACAACGGAACGCACCAGAACCGAGCCACCAUUGACGAGCUCAAAGCCUCCAUUGGAAACAUCAUCCUGUCGCCCUCCACCUCGGGACAGAUGCGGAGGAACCAGUCCAGGACCACAGGAGUAUCUGCAUUAAGCCCUAAGGCUCAGGGUCGUGGCGAUGAGCUGGCUAAACCCAGAGUGCCAACAUCGUAUGAACUGACCAACAAUGACCUUCUGUCUCUGGACCCGUUCGGCCCGACUCUGGCAGCAGGCUCCUCCUCCUCUGUCUCCUCCUCAGCAGUGCCGUUACCGCACCGGCCCACCACGCCGCUGACAGCCGGAGCCCUGGUGCCCCCACCACGACCCUCCUCCAGGCCCAAGCUCCCCACUGGAAAACUCACAGGAAUCAAUGAGAUUGUACGACCGUUCAGCCCACCCAAAACCUCCGGCGCCAGCCCUCCACCCGCUGCCCCACUCGCCCGGGCGGAGAGUUCCUCCUCCUUGUCCUCGAAUGCCUCUCUCAGCGCCGGCAACACCCCCACCGUUGGGACGUCUCGCGGUCCCAGCCCUGUGACCCUGGCAUCCCAAGAUGCUUUGCCCAUUGCCGUGGCCUUCACAGAGUCGGUUAAUGCUUACUUCAAAGGAGCUGAUCCUUCUAAGUGCAUUGUGAAGAUCACGGGAGACAUGACUCUGUCGUUCCCCAUGGGCAUCAUCAAGGUGUUCACCUCCAACCCCUCCCCGGCCGUCCUCUCCUUCAAACUGAAGAACAUCAGCAGGCUGGAGCAGAUCCUACCCAACCAGCAGCUCUUAUACAGUGAUCCUUCCCAAAGUGACUCAAAUUCCAAGGACUUCUGGUUCAACAUGCAAGCGCUGACGUCCUACCUCAGAAAAGCCUCUGAUCAGAAUCCCUCAGCUUCCUACUACAAUGUGGACAUCCUAAAAUAUCAGGUGUUGUCUGAUGGGAUCCAUUCCACGCCUCUAAACAUGGCCGUGUACUGGAAGUGUACAGACACUACAACAGACCUGAGGGUAGACUACCGCUACAACCCAGAUUCCAUGGCCUCUCCUGGGCAGCUCACCAACGUCCAGAUCUUAGUGCCUGUUGACGGGGGAGUCACCAACCUGCAGUCUCUGCCUAACUCCAUAUGGAAUUCCGAGCAAAAUAAGUGUUUGUGGAAGCUGAGUGACAUCUCAGAAAAGUCUGAAAAUGAAGGUGCUGGAUCGCUGAGGGCCAAGUUCGAGCUGUCCAGCGGUCCGUCAAACCCCUCCACCAUGGCAGUGCAGUUUAUGAAUGAGGGGAGCACCCUGUCCGGAGUGGACAUGGAGCUCCAGGGGCCUGGAUACAGACUUUCUCUCAGCAAGAAGAGAUUCGCCUCAGGACGUUAUAUGGCAGAUUGCUGAGGUGUUCCCCCCCGCUCUGGUUCACAUACACACAUCUCUCUCUACACACAACGUGGCAACUUUAGCCUCGGAAACCUCUGGAUCCACCUGAGCACCACUGUGCUUUUUGCCCAGGAGGCAAGAAUCUCACUACAAUAAAACAGCACUGAGUAUUGAACACUGUCUAAAAAAAAAAGAAUAAAAGAAAACUAAGAUGAGCUUUCAGGAACUGUGUAGAUAUGAAGUGGAAUAAUGCUUUCUCAUCAGUUCACUUUUGUAUCGUCAGAAACGAUUUAUGGAUUAGAUAUAAAUCUAUAUUGUUUUUUUAAAUCAUAAAAAAAAAGAAAAGAAAAAAGUGCACUAACAAUCUUUCAGAUUCUCUUUUUUGCCGCAUGUUUGUUCCUCUUUUCCCGAGCCUUUGAGGAAUUUAAAACAAAACCAUUUCUGUCUGGGAGAGAAGAGAAGAACGUCUCUUUUUCCUCUGAUCUGUAAAUAUUAACGCUGAAUCUUCUGCUGCACCAGCUCUGGCUUAGUUCUCAAAUCACUUUUGUUUGCUGAUCAUUCACUCACGCCUCCGCACAAGUAGUCUUUUUGUGUUUUGUUUCAUGUGCAAUGAAGCCAUGAAGGUAAAAUCUCUCUCACUCUCUCUCACUUUCUUAUGGCACAAGCUUGAUCUUUACACUAACUUUGAAGUGCUUUCAAACAAAAUGCAAAAAACUAAAUCUGACCUCAGUGCCUCCUCUUAUUCUGUGGAUCAGUAGGUAACAAAAGUGCUUCAAUGUUUUCCCCAGAUCUGGGUUGUUCUAGAUUUAAGCUACAUUUCUCUGUGGUAACAUGCAUGGAGUUUUUUAAACAAUCACCCAUAAUGGGCUUUGUGAUCAGUGGGCUCUUUUUUUACAAUUUAUUAUUUUUUCCCUUUUUAAAUUCCCCUUUCAGUCACGACGUGUCUUUUUUUUCUACAUUUGAACCCCAAAUUUCUAUUCUUCUCACCAAAUCUUGACUUUAAACAUUGUGUCAAAUGUUAGAUACCUAAAAAAAAAAUAGCAAGGGCGUUACCCCAAAAAGUCGUAGCUUUUUCUAAACUGGCUGUGUUGUUUAUAAUCAAACGUUUGUGCCCUAUCGAUGGAGAAAUGUGCCUGAAUCGAACUUGUUUUGUAAACUCCAGCACAGUUCAUGAGAACAGCACCAACGUUGUGCCAGUUGUGUUUUUUACAGCUCUGUUUGGAUACCGAAGGGAAAAUGUCGCCUCUUUUUACAAGCCAACAGUCUUCCAGAAAUUAAUUUGUCACGUUUUGCCUUCUUGGAUUGAGUUUGACCAUUUAACUCAUUCGUUUUUUUUCUAAUAUCUCGUUUUCUUUUCUGUACUCGUCUGUCGACCUCAACCUGCCACAUACUCACUGAGCAUUAGUGAGGUUUGAGAACAGUAGCACAUUAAGGCCAAAUUAACGAUCGAAAUGCCUUAAACCAACUGCUCUACACUGUGUAAUCCAGUGUGGGUUACAUGCUGUGACACAGUGUUGCCAUUGCCCUGUAAUAGAUUACUGAUGGGUCCUGCCUCUCGCACAGUGCAUGCUGGGAUAAGCUUCAGCCUCUUGUACAGCAGGAGCGCCUGUAGAAAGAGGAUGAGUGGAAAUGUGUCAUGUUUGGAGGGCUGCUGCUGCUGCUGCUGUUAGAGGCUGUUGUACUUCUAGAUGGAGUAUUUUACGUUAUGUUGUGAGUCGGACCUACUUUUGUUGAUCUCAUCCUUGCGAUGAUCCUGAAAUUGGUCGGCUCGUCUGGAGAUGCAAUAAUUUCGUGGAAGCUGUGAUUGAAUAUGGAUGAAACCUUGCGGGAGGCAGGAGUUUCAUACGCUGUGCAUCCUGUGGCCAACUGACCUCAAACAAGAUUUUAGGAGACAACAGUUCAGACUCAUGUUUAAUCACUUUGUCAGUGCUCUAAAACUUUUUAACUGGUUUACAGCUGAUUUAAACUCAAGCCCUCAUUUGAUUCAUUUAAUGUCUCACUUGGAAACGUCACGAUUCAUCAUAUCUUACCAGGGGGAUAAAUGUAUUCCUAAAUUCAUAAUGUUUUUAAUGUUUUGUAUGAUUCUUUAGUAGCUGGAUUAAGACUCAAGCUUUUAAUACUAUCUUAGAGCCAGACACUGUUGUUGUCUGUUGAACUUUUAAUCAGCCAAAUGUUUGAAAUGAAUGAGUUUAUAUGAAAUCCUAAAAUUGUAGCACCAGACGUUUGUACAGCGAAAAAUCAACAUGUUGCUCUGUGAUCCCCCUGUAAUCAAUUCUGUCCAUGAUUUAUGGUCAGAUGAACCAAAUGCAUUAACAAAAAUGGACUUCACAGAUUCUGUAGUUAUAUUCAGUAUUAGCAAGCUGGUUCUUGCUGUCCCCGCAAAACUUUCUGAAUAACUUUUUGAAGGCUCAUUUCUAGGUCACUUUCAUUUUCUUUCUUUAUCUGUUCUAUGAAGAGCAACAUUUUGUAAAUGAUUCUCAUAAAUUGUACAUUUUUACCAAUAUCAGCCACUUUUUGUCUCUACUUUAUGAUUUUCUCAUUGUGCCUGUAUUAAAUGUGUAAUAUAUGAAUAUAUACAAAUAUAUGAAAAUGACUACUUCAA